Molecule: messenger RNA, 2157 nt
Organism: Sphaerulina musiva SO2202
Lineage: Eukaryota; Fungi; Ascomycota; Dothideomycetes; Mycosphaerellales; Mycosphaerellaceae
Exons: 3
Coding region: 1-2157 (718 amino acids)
Source: RefSeq, a predicted model, not a curated record
AUGGGCCUUGAGGUGACCACCGCACUGGUCGCGCUUGUAGUGUCCUUGAUCGCGCUCUUGAUCGCGUCUCUACAGCUCGUUCAAGCCCUAUUUGGCACCGCCGAAGGUUACAAACGAUGCUCGCGGUCAGUCAUCGGGUCCUGGGAGGGUUUGAGACGACGCUAUUUCUUGCCCUCAGAACUCCGGUUUGAAGUGUUAUACAUGACUCCACAGAUACUCCUGGUGUCACAAGAAGCGAAGCGUUGGUUGGAGGACAAGCACCUUGAAAACUGCACUGCAGAGAAUCAAGGCCCUGUGGAGCAUGUCUGCAUUUUACAUCAGCACAAUAUUGACAAGAUCUACAAAGAAGAACAGAGGAAAAAGUGCGAGUGGGAAGAGAAUGCUUCCCGAUGGCAUCGACACUACCACGAGUUGCUGGACUGGUUGUCUCGACACUACAACCCUUGGGAGUACCACAACAAGAUGCGGAUCUUGUUCACCACUGCUCGCGGACACAAUUUCAAGCAGGAUCCGUCAACACAUCCGGAAGAGAUCAGGAUGGAAGAGCUGGCGAGGACUGUGACUACGUACGUGCCGCCAUUAGAACGAGGAGUGCAACGACGACCGACACACCUACGUUCGGCGCCCGUCAGCAGUCCCGGUCCUGACUACGAAAUGCGCGUCACGUGGGACAUCUUCCUGAAGGAAAUCACCAAUGUCUACACGCAGUAUCCUGCAUGGACACCCGAUGUCCCUCGAUUCGAUGUACACACUGCGAUUCGGUAUGCGAAUCAUGCAGCAAUCUCUGACGCGCGCCAUCUCUACCUCGAGCGUAACUGGGCAAGGACUCACGCGGCCGUGAUGUUCCGACAAUGGUCCUGGGACAUGAUGCCCGCCGACAUGACCAGGCCACUGGCUACCAUCGCCAUCAGUCACUUAGUGAUCCUUGCAGUCCGGCUGGGAAUGCAAUGGCGCUCAAUCAAUCUUGAAACUGGCAUGUCUGCCGAUGGGCAUGGCUAUAGUCUCUCGAGCACAAGAUCCGACAAACUGGGCCUUGUAUUCAAACUGAUUGCCUUUGGUCCCGAUUUCGAACCUCAGGGACGUCUUAUUCCUAGCAAAUCGGCGGACAAAUUGAUCUGUGGCAUGUUGCCUGGUUGUAAUGUUUUGGUCAAUAGGGAUUUCAACUUAAUCGAUAACGACCGAAGAAGCAUACUAGACCUACGUCGCGCGCAAGAGCCUGACCAUGUGCUGGACCAGAUUGGUCUUCCUGAGAAAGCCAGAUUGCAGAUCAAGGGAGCAGCCAGAAAGUGGUCCCUCCCGUCUAUCCACAACGAAAUCGUCCCUUUGCUCUGCGCAUUUCUUCCCAUUGAAGGCGUUUCUGCAGUUCGGCAUUAUGCGCAUUGCUGGCUCGAGAGACGGAAGAGUGUCCUUCACCUCUGGGAAGGUCGGUACGUUUUGCUGUACCGUCUCCGGCAGACUCUCCGUGUCCCACGCGGAGUGCACCAUAGUCAUAGUCCGCAGCUGAUCACAACCUAUGACUACCUCGAACAUCUCAUGACGGACUAUCCGCAGGACUUUUUUGGGCUCAAGGAUGAUCGCGCCAUUGACGGCCCUCAUGGACACUCAACGAAUCCCAAAGCAGCAGAAAGACGCAAUGAACUGAUCGCUCUGUGCCGCAAGAUCCAUCGUUGGACUGAUGACUGCCUGAAAGAUAUGGGCUUCGCCAAGGAGGACGCCCAAGGUCGCACGCAUUACCAGAACCUCGUUGCGGCGCAUAUCAACAUGGCUAUUCACUCCACCACUUCGAUAUACAGCAACGCAAAGCGACAGACCGAGUUCCCGAGCUGUCCGCUCAGUGUUGAGAAAAUCCCACGCGUCUACGAACCCAUCCUGCGAGAGGUGCUGGCGCUCGGCGAUGACACGAGGCCUCCGUGGGUCCUAUGCCAGCUGCUGGAAGAAGCGCAACGAUAUGUCCAUUACAUGGCAUGCGAGGACCACUCGGUCGCGAAAUAUCUCCGCGAGCGCGGCUUGACCUGUAGCGUGUCGGAGAUUGAAACUGCGUGGUGGAUCUUGAUGCUGCGCGGUAUCGCGUGGAAUAUGUCGACGAUUGAUCAUUGCUGGGGAGAGCCGAUUCCUGCUUCUUUUUACGACAAUCACGUGCCAGCGUGGAUGACAUGA